Molecule: messenger RNA, 2084 nt
Organism: Chlamydomonas reinhardtii
Lineage: Eukaryota; Viridiplantae; Chlorophyta; Chlorophyceae; Chlamydomonadales; Chlamydomonadaceae
Exons: 7
Coding region: 302-1900 (532 amino acids)
Source: RefSeq, a predicted model, not a curated record
CCCCAGCGUUCCUCAACGUUGGCGUUCCUGGCCUACGCCGUGCGGGCUUACUUUUUACACACGUGUUCCGCUCCAACCAGUCUUGAAGACUCAUACCAGUGCAGCCAGCAAGCCACCUGGCUGGAGCUCACGGCCAAGGCACUAAAGGCUAGGGGCUGCCGAGGGGCUGCCGAGGCAGCUGCCAUGCCGGAAGCUCGCCUGCUCAUCGAAGAGGUGGUGCACCUUCCCGCCAAAACUUUUGGCGGGAAGGUGCAAUCAGAGCUAGGUUACGUAUCAUUGUUAUCGAGAUUAAAUAUUUACAAUGUCUGCUAUGAAUUUCUUAGGCGUAAGAGCCGAGCUAUGCAUAAACGGGUACGCGGUGCUACCCCGCUUUUUCGACGAAAACGAGCUAGACCAGCUGCGAUAUGAGGCCGAGCACGUUCUGGAGGCGAGCGGAGCGUAUGACCACGGUGACAGCGAGUCAAUUGCAGCAAGCAGGGGUUGCGUUUUCGAGGUGGUGCGCCCCGCUUACAGCUGCUUGCCAGCAGAACUAACAGCCCCGGGAUGCUCAGGCCAGGAAGGCGCCUGGGGCCGCAACCCCGUACUGGCGGGCGGCGGCCUAGCGUCAGCAGCGCCCGCCGCGCACAUGGCCAUGCUGCAGGCUGGCUCGUCUGCGAUGCGGCUGCCCGGGCUUGGCCUGAUGGGCUGUGCCAAGCUGCAUGCGCUGGUCUGCGCCGCACUGGGCUUUCCCUUGGAGGUGCUCAGCCAGCCUCACCUCCGGGCUGGGGCUGGGGCUGGGGCUGGGCCUGGGCCUGGGACUGCAGGCGUCGGCAUGCCAGCAGCCGGCGCUGGCGACAGCGGUAAAGACGCCGACGCAGCGGCACCUUACGAGGCUGCUGCGACAGGGGGCGGCAGGCACCCCGCGGUUGCUAGUGCGGGGGCAGCCGCAUGCCGUGGCGGCUGCGGCUGCGGCAGAGGCGAGGGCGGGGGCGGCAUUCUGCCGCCGCUGCCCUCAGACACAAGCUGCGCGCAGCAGGUGGCGAGUGCUGUCGCUGCUGGGUCGGUUAGCAAUACCGGUACUUGCAGCGGCGAUGGCGGCACGUGCGGCUGCAGCUGCAGUAGCCGCAAUAAUGGCGAGGGCAGUAGCAGCAGCGGCAUCGGCAGUAGCGGCAGUAGCAGCAGUGGCGGGGGCCCCUACCUGUUCAAUGAGCAGUUCAUUAUCAAGCCGCCACGCAGCUCGGCUCGCUGCGCGUUCGGCUGGCACCGCGACUCGGACUGGUGCCGGGGGCGGCCCGAGUUCCAGUACAGCCCCUACAUAUCUGUCUGGGCGGCUCUUGAUGACAUGGAUGCAGAGAACGGAGCGCUGGCUGUUGUGCCGCGCAGCCACUUGGCCCCAGCACCGCCCGCGGCUGCUGCGGCGCCUGUGGCGGGUGUGCAAGGCGGCGGCGCGGGGAUCGACGCUUGUGCUUGUGCUUUGGCGGGCGCGGCGCCUUCGGCAGCUACAGCUGCGGCAGCGCCGCAUCAGCUUCUGCUCGUGCCCGCUGGCACCGUGGUGGUCUUCUUAGACACCCUGCUCCACGCCUCCGGACCCAACACCUCUCGCCACAUGCGGCGGGCAUGGAUGCCCCAGUUCAGCGCCGAGCCCAUUCUGCGGCGCCGGCAAGCGCCGCCGCAACAUCAGCAGCAGGAGCUGCGGCUGCUGCAGGAGCCGCAGCAGACGCCGCAUCGAACAGAAUCAUUAGAGGCGCAGCAGCAGCCAGAGGAACAGCUCCGGCACCAGCCCCACCCCCACGGGUUGGCGGCGGGAGUGCUGGCGCCAGAUGCCAUGCGUGGUGGGCGCGGGCGGCCACAACAGCAGCCGCCCGCGCAGCAGCCGGUCGCCCUGGCAGUCCCGCUGAGGGCACUCGCGGGCGCGUCGUAGGGAUUGCCGUGUAGGCGUUACCUUGGGCUGAGCUUGCUGGCGGUGGUGGUUGCGGCCGUGCGGGUGCAGUACAUAAGCAGUACGGACGGACGGUACCGUGAUGAAUCUGUGUGUCGUGGUGUUGCGAGUGGCUGCUGGGGCUGACCAUCGCCGAUGCGCAUCUGCCUUGUAACGGCGGCUUACU